AUGCCCAACGAUGGCGCGAUUGUCACGUUUCAACGAAUUGACAAACUGGUACCAGCUUCGAAGGGUAUCACAAAGACAAGCACAGAAUACGGCAACAAAGUGGGCACCAUUGGCCUUUCUGUUCUAAUGCAGAAGUGUGGAAUCAGUAGCGACACUGGAAUGAAAGAUGUCUCCAUGGCGCAGAUCAAGGAGGGUAUGUGCAAUAUUGGUCUUGCCAAAGAGUUUGACAUUUGGAGCUCUCCUAGUUCUAAACUUCUUGAUUAUGAACUUUCCUUCCUUGAAUAUUUGGACCAGGUUUCUCGCCUUUCAGGAGCACCGGAACUUUCCAUGCAGGUAUACUACGGGCUGAGAAAGGACCAUGACCAGCAGACAGUUCAAGAUAUAUACGAGUCUGGUAACUUUAUUAUCAAGCUAGUUCAGAUAAAGAGCGGAAAGCAUCAGGGAGUUGGGUCUAUCCGGGUCAUGAAGACGCUUCCUGAUGGGGCAAACAGCGAUAGUCUUGAUCUGGAAAGAAUUCGAUCUAAAACUCUCGGCGGGUUCCGACAAAGCAUCACCACCAUGUUCAGAGAGACUGCUUCACCCUUUGCCGGCGGAGACAAGGCGAAAGCAGCACUUGCGGCUUUGGGAAUCAGUCACCAGCUUCAGAGAGACGAGGAAAUGUUGAAGAUUGAUAUGUCCCAGAACGCCAGGUAA
Colletotrichum spaethianum is the source of this 693-nucleotide messenger RNA. RefSeq lists its product as uncharacterized. The transcript has 3 exons. The coding region runs from base 1 to 693 and encodes 230 amino acids. The record is from RefSeq and is a predicted model, not a curated record. NCBI's taxonomy places the organism in Eukaryota, Fungi, Ascomycota, Sordariomycetes, Glomerellales, Glomerellaceae.